Varroa destructor (honeybee mite) is the source of this 1116-nucleotide messenger RNA. Its product is annotated as INO80 complex subunit C. Lineage: Eukaryota; Metazoa; Arthropoda; Arachnida; Mesostigmata; Varroidae. Gene Ontology annotation, cellular component: Ino80 complex. The record is from RefSeq and is a predicted model, not a curated record. Gene Ontology annotation, biological process: chromatin remodeling.
GGGCUUGUUUGAACCAAAUCAGCUGCUUACAUUCAGUACUUCGACCGAAUAUAUUCAGAGCUCUGGUUGCAAUGGCUUUAUUAUUGCAGCUGUGAUUUCUAUUUGUUGAAAGCGACGUUAAAUUAUUGCUUGAUUUGAAUAAAGAAAAUACGGUAAAUAAAUUGUUGCGUACAGAUCGUUCCUUUAAGCGUAACGAAACAGCGCAUGAAUGUGACUGCUAGUACCAAAUGCAGCGAUGGGUAAGAAAAGAAGUUCAACUGUCACGUCCGAGGAUUUGGGAAGCGGCAAGGUGCCACAUCUCGAUGAUGACGAACGAGGGACCGGGAGUGGAAGUUCGUCGAAGAGCUUCAAAAAAGUGGCUUAUGCCGCCAAGUGCGUCAAACCCGAGAGCAACAAACCCCGUAUUAUUAAAAACCUCAAACAAGUAACAACUGCCGAGCGUUUGUAUCCUAGUGGGGUAGCUUCAUAUGGAUCCAUCGAAAUGCACAAUACAACGAAACCUGCCAAAAAAUACUCCGAUAUUAGUGGUCUACCGGCUAAAUACACGGAUCCGCAUACGAAGUUGUAUUAUGCUGACGCGGAGGAAUACGCCCGGAUUCGAUAUUUAAACACAGAUCAAAUCGCUGGGUAUCUAUCACUGCGUCGAGCGAAUAUACCCACACCCUAAGGCCACAACAUCUGCUCAUGUCUUCGAACAUUAAGUCAAAUAGACUACGGACAGAAUUCCCAAAUUCUGCUGUAACUGUUUAAACAGAUCUUGAAUUCAAAAAAACUCUACAUGGCAUAUUAGAUGUACGUAUUUCAAAUUAGAUUCCAUUAUCAAUUAUCACCGAAAUAUGAUGAUAAGGAACUGCCAGCUAAAAACAAUCUUCAUAGUUUUUCCUAGUUGUGUAGUUUCUGCUUUUCUCGCGCAGGCAAACGUUUCAAUCUAGUAAAAACUGAUAUAUGAAAUACCCAGAAUGUGAUAAUGUAACACAAAAUCAUUUCGUUGGUAUAGAAUAUUGCAAUAACCAAAUUUUAUUAUUAUUCUGUAUAUACCCUAUGAUAUCCUACUUAUAUGUACAGUUUGUGUGCAUCAUGCGUAGAAGCUCAAUAAAUAGUUAAUCAAUCACUUCA